GCUACCGUGCGCAUCUACCAGUGAUACUCGUUCGUUAAUUAUCUACUUGAUUUCCACUCAUUUAAGUUUAUAGUUACUAAUGAAGCACGAGAUUACUUUAAUUACGUGCCGAAAUACGUAUUUACUUAGUGAGUGGCUACCUAAAUAUGUCUAUACUUAAAUAAGUACUUAUUUAAGUAUGUGACUGUUUAAAUACGUGUUUUAAGUACGUGAAUACUGAAAUUUGUACUUACUGAUGGACUCACCGACUAAAAUAAUAAUCUACGUGACAAGACAAGGAGCAAUACUUGUGUGGAGAAAGAAAUAUGUGGUUUUAAACUUGACAUACAGUAUACACUCCAUACUACAACGAGUCCAAAUAUGGAGAUUAUUUAUAUAUUGAAAGAAGCUAGUACUCGUAGACAGCUGUACUCGAGAACAUUGAUAUAUACAUGUACUCAAGAAAUUUAGUUAAAGGAUUGUAAUGGUGAAAAUUUGCAGUGGAUAACUAACUUCUGAUGUAGUAAGAAAAACAAACAAAUAAGGAAAUCAAUGGAUAAAAACUGGUAGAUUGUGAUUUAAAAUCCUUAAUUCCGUACUAUAAACCCCACACGCGGAUUAAAACACUGAACACAUUAAAACUGAUGUAAAUGACAUUAUUUUCAUUUUUUAAAAGAUCAUGUGAGAGACUAUCUGAGGCAUGAGAUUUUUAACCCCGGAGUGACGUCAAUAUCCCCUGUUUGUCCAUAAAGAGACGGAGGAGAUAGAAGGCAGUGGUGUUAGUGAGAGUUAAACAUCCUUAGUCUAGUUUGGAAAUACAAGAGAGAGAGAGAGAGAGACAAUAGUAGUCGUGUUUUUCCCGUUGGAGAGACUUGAAAGAUCUGUGUUGUUGUGAGAGAUACAAGAGUUAUGACGGAAGACCCAGAGAACACCAAGAGAACUUUGUGUUGUGGGGUGACAGGUCGAUGUCAGGUUGACACCGAAGAUGGAAGGAACGAAGAAGUAAAGACCAGGAUGGAGAACGAAGAUACACAAAACGAAGAGGAUAGCUCAGAAGAAGAAAACAUGGAUGAGGCAAAGGAAGGAGAAAAGAAUGGAAGUGAAAAUGAACCAGAUGAGCAAGGCAAAGAGUAUCAAGAAACAGAAAUGAACAGAAGAGAAGGCUGGAAAGAGAUUAACGUGAGGGACAUUGAGGAAGGAAAGGAUAGGAAAGAAGAAGAGGAACUACCUGGCGAGUCAGAAAAACAAGAAGUCGUCGAGGGACAAGUCAGGCUACGGAAGAACAGCAUCCAGGAGCGACGUAAGUUCAAGGGACCCUCAGGACCCACCCAGGACCUGAGGCUCCCUGUCCAAAGGUCUUUCUCCUCCUCUCGUCUCAGCUUUGACCAGUACUCCGACAGUGGCUCUGAGUCAGCCAAAAGCGACCCUGUACAAUCACCCUCGGGAGGCUCGGGUCGCUCUGGCCCCAGGAGCCCGGCACUGACGAUGCUCAGUCGGGUCUUCAGCUUCCACGGAAUUCGAUCGCCGUUAAAGAAAUCGCCACCUUGUUCCCCUGGGAAGUCGCCAACAUCUGACCCCGGGAAAAGAAAGUCACUCCAUUUGCCGCUACAUCGAAGUCCUUCCUCUCCGACUUUCCGUAACACGAGCCAAACCAACGGCGCCUCAAGAUUCUCCUUCGAGGGAUCCCCAAAGUCCUUAUCUCCAAAGUCAAACACCUCUCCCAAGUCCUUCUUGAACAGGGACUCCCAAAAGAACAAGUCCCCAAGUAGUCCCAAUCGGUUAGGGUCCAUGAUGAGGCAUGGAUCCCAAUUUUAUAUUCCCUCUCCUGGGUCUUCCUCCAAGAACAGUGGCAGUCUCGUCUCUUCGCCUGGCUCACCACCACCGUUGCUCCUGGGCGGUACGGUGGAGAUGAUGGACGGUGCGGGAAUCCUGUACCGUCCCUCUUCGAGCCGAGGCGCUAACCACAACAGGAACCACAGGCGAACCAGGUCUGACACUUUCAGGCUAAUGGAGACGAACCGAGGAGGCAAGGAAGCUGCCAUGAACCCCAGGAAGAGGAGCAGAGAUGACUCAGAAUGUGACACAAUGCCCAACGAAUUAAGGUUUCGGUUGCCAACCGUUCUCGAUCGUCAACAGGUCUCGGUCGUCAACAGGUCUCGGUCACCAACAGGUGUCUGUCGCCAGCAGGUCUUGGUCACCUACAGGUUUCGGUUGCCAACAGGUCUCGGUCGUCAACAGGUCUCGGUCGUCAACAGGUCUCGGUCGCCAACAGGUCUCGGUCGUCAACAGGUCUCGGUCGUCAACAGGUCUCGGUCGCCAACAGGUCUCGGUCGCCAACAGGUCUCGGUCGCCAACAGGUCUCGGUCGUCAACAGGUCUCGGUCUCAUAGAAGCUUUGAUCUCUUGUAGUCAUAAAUCAACAGAAAAAGAAGAAGAAACUGAACCAUUAAAAAGUGAAAAGGAAAAUGGGAGGUUGAGUGAGUGA
Molecule: messenger RNA, 2463 nt
Organism: Homarus americanus (American lobster)
Lineage: Eukaryota; Metazoa; Arthropoda; Malacostraca; Decapoda; Nephropidae
Exons: 4
Coding region: 889-2463 (524 amino acids)
Source: RefSeq, a predicted model, not a curated record